AGGAAAUGAGAGUAGAAUAGACGAGAAGAUGGUUGGGUAUAUAUAAUUAUAAAUAAACUUCACAUCGAGUCGCCAAGCUUUCACUUCUGAAUCAAGUCUAAAGCUUCCAUGCGAAUAAUUUUUAUUUAUUUUGUUUCGCCUACUCCCCCCAUUCCCUCAUUGGCAUUCCUUAAAUAUUUUGACAUCACACCACCAUCGUCAAGUCCACCACCACCACUAACACCAUCAUCACCUCUUUUGUUACUUAAUCUAUACCCUUUAACCUUAAUUUUGUGAUAAUAAUAUACACACUUAUUCAUUAUCUUAUUGUUUAUUAGUAUUAUCACCAUCAUCAUAAUUAUCACCAGUACACAUUUUAUUCUGUUAUCUUCUUUUACCAUAUCAAGGGUGUCAACACUCUUCCUGAUCUAAUUAUAUUUACACCUAAUAGGUAGUGUCGAAUAAGACCGAGAGGCGGGGAGAGAAAGAACAAGAAAACACAGAAAAACAUGUCUCAACAACAAUCAUCACGAACAGGUCCGCCAUACACCCCUACCACGGCAGCUGUAGGAGGUCUCCCGGCGGUCAUACCGGAUGUACCAAUUUCCGCUGUAUUCAUUGCCCUAUACAUAUCAUUUGCUGUGAUCAACAUGACCGUAUUUCAGAGUAACACUCGGAGGGGCCACAAGUUCAUCCCGUCUGUUGCUCUGUUUGGUUUUUGCAUGGCACGCAUUACCACCCUCGUCUUACGAAUAGUCUGGGCCACUCGACGGACUAACGUUCGUCUUGGUAUCGCUGCCAACAUACUUGUCAAUGCUGGCAUACUCAUUGUUUAUGUCAUCAACCUCAUCUUCGCCCAACGGAUCUUACGGGCAAAACAACCCACCCUUGGCUGGCACAAAUCCCUUCGUGUCAUAUACAGGCUCCUCUACGUUGGGAUCGCCUGUGCUCUCAUCAUGGUAAUCACAGCAUCCGUCCUAUCUACCUACACUUUGGUCCCAUACACCUUACGAGCUUGUCGAGAUGUUCAGCUGGCUUCCGGUACUUACCUACUCGUCUUCACCACUUUACCGAUUUUCAUCAUAGCUGCUGCCUAUUUGUUGCCUCGAUCUCCCAUAGAAGAGACUUUUGGGGCGGGCAGCGUAAAGGCGAAGGCUAUCAUUACUAUUCUAAUCACUUGCCUCUGUAUAACGAACGCCGGGUUCCGUUCGGGAACAGCUUGGUCACCCCCGCGAUCGGUCACCAAUCCCGCAUGGUACCAUGGAAAGGCUCCGUUCUACGUAUUCAAUUUCGUCCUUGAGAUCAUCAUACUUUGUAUCAUGACCAUAACAAGGGUAGACCAACGGUUUCAUGUUCCGGACAGAAGUAGCCAGGCAGGCCGUUACUCCGACCGCCUCGGAUCGACAACAGGCAGUGUCAGAGAUAUUACGGUUGAUAAGGAACGGAGGAGUGAGAACAUGCACAAUGUUUGAUUGGGUACUCUGAUUAGGUAUAUUAUUUGGAAUUUGGAUAGAUGUUGUUAUUUAAGCUAGGCGCGGUAUUUCUAGACGAAUGUGAUGAUACCCUCUAGAAUACAUAUUUUAUUACUAUUUAAAAA
Hypoxylon trugodes is the source of this 1576-nucleotide messenger RNA. RefSeq lists its product as uncharacterized. Bases 489 to 1451 code for a protein of 320 amino acids. Lineage: Eukaryota; Fungi; Ascomycota; Sordariomycetes; Xylariales; Hypoxylaceae. The record is from RefSeq and is a predicted model, not a curated record. The transcript has a single exon.